Messenger RNA from Periophthalmus magnuspinnatus, 1522 nucleotides. RefSeq names its product Y box binding protein 1 (gene ybx1). Gene Ontology annotation, biological process: regulation of gene expression. Gene Ontology annotation, molecular function: nucleic acid binding. Lineage: Eukaryota; Metazoa; Chordata; Actinopteri; Gobiiformes; Gobiidae. The transcript is spliced from 8 exons. Bases 168 to 1133 code for a protein of 321 amino acids. The record is from RefSeq and is a predicted model, not a curated record. Gene Ontology annotation, cellular component: nucleus.
UUGUAUUCUGCCCAGUUCGAUCGGCAACGGGAGCGGAAAGAGGAAAGCAGAGAGCCCGAAGGCAGUAGCCCCCACCACCGCCGGCCCAGGUUACCAUCUAGCACCGGGAAACACAGCAGAGAGCCGCCGCCGCCGGCAGAGAAGCCAUUUCCAACCAAGUAGUAACAAUGAGCAGUGAGGCCGAGACACAGCAGGCACCACCGCCGCCUGCUGCCGAUGCGGACAGCCCAUCCAGCCCGGCAGCCGCAGCUUCCGCGGGGGAUAAGAAGGUCAUCGCAACAAAAGUCUUGGGUACAGUCAAAUGGUUCAACGUCCGGAAUGGCUAUGGUUUCAUCAAUAGGAAUGACACAAAAGAGGACGUAUUUGUACACCAAACCGCCAUUAAAAAGAACAACCCAAGGAAAUACCUCCGCAGUGUAGGAGAUGGAGAGACUGUGGAAUUUGACGUUGUCGAGGGGGAGAAGGGAGCUGAGGCAGCAAAUGUCACUGGCCCUGGAGGUGUUGCAGUCCAGGGAAGCAAGUAUGCUGCUGACAGGAACCGCUACAGGCGCUACCCCAGGAGGAGGGGCCCACCACGCGGCGGGGAUUACCCCGAGAACUACCAGAGCGACGGGGAGGGCGAGCCUGGCAGCGGAGGCCGUGACAAAAACAGAGAAGCUGGAGAUGCCCAAGACGGAGACGGACAGCCACAGCAGCGAAGGCCUGCAUACCCCGGCAGACGGCGCUACCCGCCAUACUUUGUACGUAGACGAUACGGCCGUCGGCCCCCAUACACCAACCCGCCACGCGGAGAGAUGUCUGAGGGAGGUGAAGGCGACGAGAACCAGGGAGGUGCAGACCAGGGCAACAAACCAGUGAGGAACAACUACUACAGAGGCUUCCGACCAAGGUUCAGACCAAGGGGUCCACCCCGUCCCAGACCGGUGCGGGACGGUGAGGAGGACAAGGAGAACCAGGGUGAAGGUGGUGACAACCAGCAACGCCAAAGGCGCUACCGCCGCAACGUCAACUAUCGCCGCAGGCGCCCACAGACUGGAGGCAAACCCGGCCAGGAAAACAAAGAGGCCAAGACAGGAGGUGACCCAUCGGCAGAGAAGACGUCCGCUCCCGAGGCCCAGGGUGGGGCUGAGUAGGAACAUCCUGCCCACCGGCACCUACCAUCUUUUACCAUCGUCCGGUUUUUUGUCAACAAGAAGAAACAUCAAACAAGAUCUGAGCAAUAAAAGAUUUGACUUGACAACGUCACAAGCUUGCACCAUGCAUUCGACCAGAUUACACUGAUUGCCUGCAGAAUCUAUGCAGACCUGCUUUUUUUCUCCAUUAUUUUUAUGUGGCAGUUACAAAAUGUUUUGGGGAAACCGCUGAUGUUUUUCUAAAUCUGUCCUAAGUUUUUACACCAAAUGGUUUUUAAAGAAAAAAUGGGAUUUGAUAUCUGGUCAGUUUGACAUUUUUAAAUAACUUUUUAUGUAUUCAAACAUUUUAACAAAAUGCAAGCUCAAAUAAAAGUCCAGAAACCAGAAAA